Syngnathus typhle (broad-nosed pipefish) is the source of this 2862-nucleotide messenger RNA. RefSeq lists its product as uncharacterized. The transcript is spliced from 13 exons. NCBI's taxonomy places the organism in Eukaryota, Metazoa, Chordata, Actinopteri, Syngnathiformes, Syngnathidae. Gene Ontology annotation, biological process: negative regulation of mRNA splicing, via spliceosome. Gene Ontology annotation, cellular component: cytoplasm; nucleus. Gene Ontology annotation, molecular function: mRNA binding. Bases 729 to 2078 code for a protein of 449 amino acids. The record is from RefSeq and is a predicted model, not a curated record.
GCUCCAAGCACAACGAAUCGAUUCCUGAACGAUUAUUUUUUUUUUUACUUUGAAUAUUUCUUCAACGACAUCUUUCUAUAUAUGUGCAUGUGCUUUUGUAAUAAUUUGAUAUUUAUUUUUCUCUGCCGGCAUCCAGUGCUAUAUGUGGAUUGGACAGUCGCCAGCAGAAGCGACUCUUUGCCCUGCCCUUAGGCCCCUUCAGCCUGUGGAACUUCUUCGUGUGGAGGAACGCCUCUUUGGUGGCAGGGACGGGGAGAAUUAGGCAAGAGAUGUGGGUUCUCUUGGCCUGUGUAGGGGCUUAUCUUGGGCUAAGCUGAGGGACUAAUAGCAAAGCCAACCUCCGCUCCAGCCAGUCUAAGGGCACAGAGAGCCAUCUGUCCAUUCCGUGGAUAACUGACAACAAAGGAAGUAAACAUUGAACACGGACAACAAACUCAGAGGUUAUUCCAUUAGGAGCCAUAAAGGAGAGGAGUGAAUAGUUUGGAUGUAAGGUUUGGAAUGGCAGCAAGGAGUUUGCAAUUAUAGUAUUUACAUAUAAGGUGUGAAAACACAGGGCAUGACUGAGAAGGAAGAAAUGGCCUCAGAUGGGAGCCUGAAUGUCACACUGACACUGAGGCUAUUGAUGCAUGGAAAGGAAGUUGGCAGUAUAAUUGGAAAGGCAGGUUCAUUUUCAAAUAAAACAUCACUCAUUGUGUCACUGCCAUGUAUAAGAUAAAUGGAAUCAGUCAAUGCCCUUUAUUUCCUUUCAGAAAGGGGAAACAGUGAAGAAAAUGAGAGAGGAGAGUGGAGCUCGCAUCAACAUAUCAGAGGGAUCGUCUCCUGAGAGGAUAGUAACCAUCACAGGGCCCACAGAUGGAAUUUUCCGAGCUUUCUCCAUGAUUGCGCAAAAGUUUGAGGAGGAUAUAACGGCGGCAAUGACAAACAGCAACGUGACGAGCAAUCCGCCUGUGACGCUUCGCUUGGUUUUCCCAGGGAGCCAAUGCGGCUCACUGAUUGGAAAAGGAGGAUCUAAGAUCAAAGAGAUCCGAGAGACCACAGGGGCCCAGGUUCAGGUGGCAGGAGACAUGCUGCCGGAUUCUACCGAGAGGGCUGUCACAAUCUCGGGUACUCCACAGGCCAUCACUCAGUGUGUCCGACACAUCUGCUCCAUCAUGCUGGAGUCUCCUCCAAAAGGAGCAACUAUUCCCUACCGUCCAAAAGCCAUAUCUGCAGGAGCCCAUGCAGUAUUAGCACAACAGCACUCUGCACAAGCAUUCGCACUUCCAGGACAAUAUGCUUUUGCUCAUCAAGAUUUGACCAAGCUUCACCAGUUGGCUAUGCAGCAUAUUCCCCUCCCUUCCCUUGGGCAGAGCAACCCUACCUUCCCUGGUACGUACCCACGGCUCCGGGGAAGACCAUCGAUCCCCUCUGUUGUUACUCCUCUUCCAAUCACGACAUCAAACCACCCUGUCACAUUAGACGGUAUCAGGGAUGUCUUCAUUCCCCUCAAAGGAUUGGAUGCAUCUGCCCCCACAAGUUCACAGGAGCUGGCCAUACCUAAUGAUUUUAUUGGCUGCAUAAUUGGAAGACAAGGCAGCAAGAUCAAUGAAAUCCGUCAGGUCUCGGGAGCUCACAUCAAAAUUGCCAGUGCCACUGAUGGCUCAGCUAUGCGCCAAGUCACAAUCACAGGCUCACCGGCAAGCAUUAGCGUGGCCCAGUACCUCAUCAGCGCCAGCUUAGAGAUGGCUAAAUACACCAUGCAGGCUGCUUCCGCCGCGACCUCAGUUGACCUCAACAUGAGCUACGCUCAGUCCGCUUCCAACGCCGCCAAUGCUGCCGCUACCUCUCUAGCUGUUCUGACGGCCGCCAGCCCAGCCUCCACCAACAUUAAUGUCCACUCUCCCUCCACCUUACAGGCCCUCCAAAAUUCCCACUAUGCUGUCCCUAUUUCCAGCCUGCUUGGCAUGAAAACACUUCCCGUUCUGGCUGUUCACCCAGCAGCCGCUAGCAGCCUAACACAAGGUUUAUCUCCUUACACUGCAAAAAUAUCCAAUUCGAGCGUCAAAAAGUCCGAGCGGCAGAAGUUUGCUCCGUAUUGAUUGCUAUUUUCGUCGAUAGGUCUCUCCGAUUGGAUCAUUGUUUAUUGUAAAUGUGUCCAUCGCUGGCACAAGUAUGCACUGAUUACCAGUGUAGCACUAGCUUUCCAUUAAUCAGGAGAGCGUAUUUAUCAUAGGUGGCAGAGGUGCGUGUUAACUCAUGAUCAAUUCUAUAUAUGCAAUGUGCAAACUCAGGCUUGCUUUGAACCCAGGAAAAAGCGUACUUUUCUUACGACUGUGUGUCACAGAGCUUUAUAUUAAGACUUACUCCAGGAGAUUUGUUUCUUAAUAUGCAAUGUUUACUUUCUGUGUAUCUUCUUAGCGCUCUUUUUGAUAGCAAUUCAAUUUAUGUAGGUAAAUGGUUUGUUAUGUACAAUAGAGGUGGUUGUUUUUAGUAUAAUUAACAAGGAUUGCUUCAUUUCUCUGUCAUACUUCCCCAUGUUCCUUCACUUUAGGCUCUCAUCAGGGCUAACAGGCUUGGGGGUUCUGUAGUAGCGUGGCACUGUUGCAGUUCUGAUGGGAUUAUUCUAAAGCCACACUGGAUUCUAGUGGAUUUCACUCUGCACAGUAAUCCUUUAGAGCAGGACUGGUCCAGACAACUCAUGUAUUGUUUCUUUUCCCAAUCUGUAUCACAACCGAUUAAUCAUGUACGUCAGAAGCUGACUGUUAUUAUGAUACAUUUUUUUUCAUGUUUUCUCGGUGAUGGUCCUAGCAAAGCAGUUUUGUAAUGCUUGAUGUUUAUGAUAUGGAUUUGGAAUAAAUGAAAAUGACUUUUUAUUAAGAAAAA